Messenger RNA from Perkinsus marinus ATCC 50983, 333 nucleotides. RefSeq lists its product as hypothetical. Lineage: Eukaryota; Perkinsozoa; Perkinsida; Perkinsidae. The transcript has a single exon. Gene Ontology annotation, biological process: protein folding. The record is from RefSeq and is a predicted model, not a curated record. Gene Ontology annotation, cellular component: cytosol; nucleus. Gene Ontology annotation, molecular function: ATP binding; ATP-dependent protein folding chaperone. The annotation marks the transcript as partial.
GUAAGGAGAGAAUAUUAUCAGCUACAGUGGUAACAUCUAUGUUGUUAUCAAAGCUUAAAGAUACUGCUGAUGCUUUUACUACCUCAUCAAAUAGUAAAGAUGUUGUUAUUGCUGUACCAUCUUACUUCCAAGAUGCUCAUAGACAUGCUAUAUUGGAUGCUGCCCGUAUUGCUGGUCUUAAUUGUCUACGAGUUAUGAAUGAUUCAACAGCUACUGCAUUGGCUUAUGGUAUAUACCGAUCUAAUGAGUUCAGUGAUGAUACUCCAACAAUAGUAGCAUUCACAUCUGUUGGUGCAUCUCAUUUUGGUACAUCUAUCGUUAAGUUUACUAAAG